CGGAGCAGAGGCGGGGCGACCCGCCGCAACUUUGGAUGAACUUCUGAUUUGAACAAACCCAAAGGCGGUCGGCGGAGUGCACGGACGGCGGCGGACGCAAGGGCGAAGAACCUCAGAGGUUUUUCGGCUACAGAAUCUUUACAGCCUCAUCUCCCCCCCCCCCCCACUCUGCCAUCGGUUUUGUGUAUGUCGGUGCCUGACCAGCGACAGCGUUAUUUUGUCUCUAGAAAACGCCAAGAAGGUGGACAUUAAUAAAGGGAAGCCUCGUCUGACGACAGUCACACAAGCAGGGGAAACGGAGGCACAGGAUAAAGGUCAUUGUUCAUCACUGCUGGAUGGAGCUGCCUCUCUGUUCCAAAGGAAACUGUUACUACUUGAAGUUGGGAAAACUGUCAUCUGUUUGCAGCUCACCUUAAAGCUUUCAGACUGUGUCAUCUGCACUUCACCGGCCUUGACAAGAUACUGGGAUCAUCAUUGGUGGUCGGUCCUGUCCAGACUGACUGAGUUCCCUUAUGGCAUGAUUGCAGUGCAGACUGCUGUUUAGAGACUUGAGCUGUGAAAGCUCACCAUCAACACAUUUCUUGCCAUCAAGCUCAAGCUACAAAAAGCACCAAAUGUGUCUGUGAGACUCUUGUUCAGUGGGCAUUAUGUUGACCCUAAUCUAAAACCAUCAGCGCCCCAUCCCAACCUUUCCCUCCCAUCUCCCCUACCUGCACCCUUUCCCAUCUCCAUGAUGACUAGUCUGAAGCGUUCUCAGACAGAGCGCUCAGUUGGGGGCUCAGUGCCGGCUACUGAUGAGUUCUACACCCGCCGUCUGCGACUGCCCAAUGGUGGAGCGCCACCGCCCCGCAGCGAAAGCGCCCACAUCUCCUCUUCUUCCACCACCGGCACCAACCCCGGCGUCCCCAAGAUGGGGGUACGGGCUCGUGUAGCUGACUGGCCCCCAAGGAAAGAUGGGGGAGGAGGGGGUGUAUGGCAUAUUACCGUGGAAACUGACUCACCAAGCUCUACCAACACCACAAGCUCUUCAGGAUCAGGAAGUGGAGAUAGGGAAAGAUUUGGAGGAGGGGGAGGAGGAGGGGGAAGUGGAAGUGGUGGUAGUGGCGGUAGUGGCAGUGGAAGUGGAGUAGUGUCAGCUGUCACAGCCCACAGCAAUCUGUCAGCCAAGCUGGGCCACCUGAUAAGCCCACAGGACUCAUCCAUGCUGCGCAACAUCCACAACACCCUAAAGAGCAAGAUGCAAAGCAAGGGAAAGGACAAUCGUUUCCUGUCACCGGAUGGUUAUCUUGGCUCACCUCGCAAAGGCAUGAGACGCAUCCGCCAGCGCAGUAACAGUGAUAUAACUAUUAGUGAGCUUGAUGGUGACGGCAAUGAGGGCUGGUCUUUCUCAGGGUGGACACCCAUGCACCGUGAGUAUGGCAGCACUUCAUCUAUUGAUAAACAUGGUGUGUCAGGAGAGAGCUUCUUUGACAUGCUAAAGGGAUACCAGUCCUCUGAAGCCCCUGAUCAGCGAAGCCCAGCUCCAGAGAGGCUAACAGAACUCCUCACUGUGGCCCCCGUAAAACAGACUGCCCUUGACCUGCCAGAUGGACCUUUAGGUCCAGCCAGAGGUAGUCCUGCCAGUCGGCUGAAGGAACGAGAGAAGCACUUGAAGAGGAGGUCAAAGUCAGAGACGGGUGGAGAGUCUAUAUUCCGUAAGCUGCGCAGUGUGAAGGUGGAGGGUGACACAUCGAGGGCUGGUUCUGAUGUUGAAGAUGGGGGGAAAGGAGAUGAGAGUGGCCCGUCUCCCAAACCCUGGGUGUGCCAAAAAGGCUUUGCCCAUUUUGAUGUUCAGUCUCUACUCUUUGACCUCAAUGAGGCAAUCCAAAGUCGGCAGUCUGGGGCCAAACGCAAGAACACCACAACCGGUGCCUCAGCUGCUGCUGCUGCAUCUGCUUCAGCCACGUCCUCCCUCUCCUCCAAUCAGAGUGGAGUGUAUGGGUCACCCUGUGGCUCACAAGAGGAGUUGAGCAAGGAUGGGACGGGGGGAGGACACAGUACAAACCCUGCCUUGGACCCCGGUGAUGACAAGAGCAAUGAUCUGGUGCUCAGCUGCCCUUGUUUCAGAAAUGAGAUUGGUGGAGAGGGUGAGAGGAACAUCUCUCCUGUUAAACAGCAGGGCAGUAUAGGUAGUGGUGGGAGCUCAAGUAAUUCUUCUGGCAGUACAGAGGAAGGACCUUUGGAUGCCACUCUCACAACCCAUUUUACCAAUGCUGGUGUGGCUGUGUUGGAGGCCCCCAAGGAUGGGGCAAGCCAACAUGCUGACAGAUCCAAACGAUAUAUUGUGGAACAUGUUGACCUCGGCGCCUAUUACUAUCGAAAGUACUUCUACCUCAGAGAACACUGGAACUAUCUAGGGGUAGAUGAAAACCUGGGCCCGGUAGCAGUGAGUCUGAGGAGGGAGAAGCUGGAAGAACACAAGGAGCAUGGCCAGCAGUAUAACUACAGGGUCAUCUUCAGAACGAGUGAGCUAAAUACCCUGAGAGGCUCCAUCCUGGAAGACGCAGUACCUUCCACAUCCAAGCAUGGCCUAGCCCGAGGCCUGCCUCUCAAAGAGGUGCUGGAGUACCUGGUGCCUGAGCUGAAUGUUCACUGCCUACGCCUGGCACUCAACACACCUAAGGUCACUGAGCAGCUGAUGAAGCUGGAUGAGCAAGGGCUAAGUUUCCAGCGGAAGGUGGGGGUGAUGUACUGCAUGGCAGGCCAGAGCAGCGAGGAGGAGAUGUACAACAACGAAUCAGCUGGUCCCGCACUGGAGGAGUUCCUUCAUCUGCUGGGGGAGAGGGUUAGACUCAAAGGCUUCACCAAGUACCGAGCUCAGCUGGACACCAAGACUGACUCGACAGGCACCCACUCCUUGUACACCACUUACAAGGACUAUGAGAUCAUGUUCCAUGUGUCUACCAUGUUGCCCUACACACCCAACAAUAAGCAACAGUUACUGCGGAAACGUCAUAUCGGGAAUGAUAUUGUCACGAUUGUGUUCCAAGAACCUGGGGCACUUCCUUUCACUCCCAAAAACAUUCGCUCACACUUCCAGCACGUCUUCGUGAUUGUGCGGGCACACAACCCCUGUUCCGACAACAGCUCCUACAGUGUGGCGGUCACUCGCUCCAAAGACGUGCCCUCUUUCGGCCCCCCAAUCCCAGAGGGUGUGACGUUCCCCAAGUCAUCUGUGUUCCGGGACUUCCUGCUGGCCAAGGUCAUUAAUGCAGAAAAUGCUGCUCACAAGUCGCACAAGUUCCGGGCUAUGGCCACCCGAACACGCCAGGAGUACUUGCGUGACCUGGCUGAGCGCCACACCACUAGCACGCCCAUUGAUCCCUCUGGAAAGUUUCCUUUCAUCUCACUGGCUCACAAGAAAAAAGAGAAGAGCCGGCCAUAUGGAGGGGCAGAGCUGCGUAGCCUUGGGGCAGUGACCUGGCUGGUCCACGCUGAGGAUCAUGGGACCGGAGGGGAACUGGAGGCGCUUCUGGCAAUCUCCAAUGACUUUCUCAUCCUGUUGGACCAAGAGGCCAAGGCUGUGGUGCUCAACUGUGCCACUAAGGAUGUGAUUGGUUGGACGCUGAGCAGCCCUGCAUCUUUGCGGAUUUUCUAUGAGCGGGGAGAGAGUGUGUCUCUGAGGAGUAUCAGUAAUAACACUGAGGAUUUCAAAGAGGUGGUCAAACGUCUAGAGUUCCUGACUAAAGGCUGUGAGACAUCAGAGAUGACGCUUCGUCGAAAUGGCCUGGGGCAGCUUGGCUUCCAUGUGAACUAUGAAGGCAUCGUGGCUGAGGUGGAGCCGUAUGGUUACGCCUGGCAGGCAGGACUGCGGCAGGGAAGUCGAUUGGUAGAAAUCUGCAAAGUUGCCGUAGCAACACUGACCCAUGAGCAGAUGAUUGACCUCCUGCGGACCUCAGUGACAGUGCGUGUUGUUAUCAUCCCACCACAUGAUGACGCUACUCCACGCAGAGGCUGUUCGGAGCUCUAUCGGAUGCCUGUGUCGGAGUACAAGAGCAGCAGCAGCGAUAGCGGCUCCUUCGAAUACAAGUUCCCCUUCCGUAGCAACAACAACAAAUGGCAGAGGACGUCCAGCAGCCCUCAGCAGUCAUUGACUGCCUCGCCACAGCCCCACACGCCCAACCGGGCCAUCAGCCUGGGUAGCUCAGUGGGGAAGACCCUGUCAGCUGAGAGGCUGGAGAGGGGCGCGGUCAUCCCACGCAGCGUCAGCAGCGAUGGUCGACCCCUAGACACCAAAAGGAUGUCUCCAGGCAGUGAAAGCUACAGCCUGGCCUCUUCCCUGGCGCUGGGUCGUUCCCCUCACAAUCGAAGCUCUCCAAGCAACUUGUCCUGUUCCAGUGACGCCUCCGGAAGCUCUGCUCACUGGAGACAGAAGUCCAUGCCUGAGCAAUUUGCAGGCAACCGCCAUUCUCCGAUGUCUGCGGAGAGACGAGAGGUGGCCGGGGAGGGCGGGUCCAGUGGAAAAUCCACUCCCAAUUGGUCAAGAAUGGAGGACGGGGGAGGAGCAGAACGAGGGUCAGCAGAGGCCCCGGUCCCCAAGUCUGGUCAGGGCUACUCUGGAGCUCCUCGCAUCCAGAGGCAAGAGCAGGUCAUCCACCUGUCCCCGAAGAAGGGCAGCCAGUCUGACGGCCCUUACUCAGGUCACUCCAGCAGUAACACUCUAUCCAGCACAGCUUCCAGCGGGGGCCACAGCGACAGUGAAAAAUGGUAUGAAAUGGGAGCGGGUGGAGGGUCCAGCGGUGACCAGGGUGACACGGAGCCCAAUGGCCUUGGCGGAGGAGGUUAUCUCCAGGGGGCAUCAGCCGACAGUGGCAUUGACACCAGCUCUUAUGGAGCCCCGCACCAUGCCCACCCGCAUUCGCAUCAUGGCAGCACCACCUCCCUGCUGGCUCCCAGUGGAAGCAGAGAGAGCAGGGAGCGGUCAGUGUCUCCAUGGCACAGCCCCACCGAGGGGGGCCGCAGGAUGCUGGAGAGGUCGCCUGCUGCUGCUGAGUCCCCAGGCCCUCCAGGAGAAAGGAGCCUGGACGGGACAGGCCGAAGCCCACCUACUCAUCUCCUCGUUAGAGAUAGCAGCACCUACAGUCUGAGUGAUGCUGGAUCACACUCAAGUGCCAGGCACUCAGGCCACAGCUCCCCCAGGGAAGAAUCGUCAUCUCUGGCCACUUCUCCUUCAUCCCAGUCCUCUGUCUCCCCUGGGCCCAAGAGCUUCUACCCCCGCCAGGGAGCUCAGUCCAAGUACCUGAUCGGCUGGAGGAAGCCGGGCUCCACCAUCAAUUCUGUCGACUUUGGAGACACACGCAAGAAGUCUCCAGGAGAGAGUGGAGUAGAGGUUGUUCCAACCCCCGCAGCCAGGCCCUCUCUUCGGGAUAUGCACUCGCCCCAGCCUCAUGCCCAAUCUACUAUGGAGGAUGAUGUGAAGAGGCACAGUGCCCAAGACAGCCCCCCACCGUCGCGCAGACAUAAGGAAAAGUUGCAGCAUGGCCACAAAUCACAACCAGACCAGCCUCUUAGCCGCCGUCGCUCACUCCAUCGCACCCUGUCAGAUGAGAGCAUCUAUCGUGGACAGCGCCUUCCCUCCCUGAGCGACUCAGUGGCUGAACCGGCACUGGGCACGGAUGUGCUCUUCAGCUGCUCCACCCUCCCGCGCUCACCCACCACCCGCGGUGUGCCCCUUCGACGGCCCUCCUAUAAGCUAGGCGUAAAACUCCACGGUGACCUUUCGGCAUCUGACACCUCACUGGUGGAUCUGGUGGAGCGUCACCGUGGACCCCUCCCUCAGGAGCUGAUGCCCCUCCCUUCUUCAGACAGGGACAGCCCUCUAGAGUGGACACACUUGGUGGAUGUGGCCAGUACCUUUGAGAGUGAGAGAAACACACACUACGUUCAGAGAAGUUAUGUGUUUGCGGAUUCAAACCACCGGAGCAGUGGCGCCUCCAGUCCACAACAGCCUCACAUAGAGCUGCAGCCUGCUCCCAUGUCUCGGCCAUCAUCUAGUGAGGGUCACAUAGGGCUGGAGAGGAAGGUGACUAAACUUGAGGCUAUGGUCAAGAUGCUCCAGGAGGACCUGAAGAAGGAGCGUGAAGAAAAGGUGCGGCUUCAGGCUCAGAUCAAAAGGCUCUGGGAGGACAACCAGAGGCUGCAGGAGGACUCCCAGACCUCUGCUGCCAAGCUCAAGAAGUUCACAGAGUGGGUCUUCAAUACCAUCGACAUGAACUGACACACUCCGGCACAUUUUAACGCACACACGCACGCACACAACUUAACACAUCAGCCCACAGUCUGGAAGGAGACGCGGAGGGGGUCGACACUGACAAGAAAUUGUGCACAAGAAAAGUGGAGACUUGCUGUCAGACUCGUUUAGCCUGACGCCGAACCCUCCCACUAUCUUCCAUUGGCUUCAAACAUCAGGGGAUUUUAUCGCCAACCAGUCUCAGCCUCCACAGACCCUGUGUUAAACUUCUCAGGAUGAACCUCAAGAAAAAUGGGUGUUUAUCAGAUUAUGAAGAGCUACUCUGUGAUCUUGUUGUGCCAAAAUCUUUCGCUAAAUUUCCAACAAAGAGAAAGCUCUCCUUCCUCUCUCUGAAGACGUCAGAAUAAUCUUCUCAUCCCCCAGAGCACAUGCUUCUGUUUUUAAGGGAACUUAUAAUUGAUAUCUGGCCUUUUUUGUUUCCUCAUUGUUCCCUUUUUUCAACUACCUUUUCCAAAUGUUGCCCAGCUUCCCUGAAAGAUGACUCAAGUGUUUUGCGCCGAGGGUAGCAGAGACAUCCAGGUGACUUGUAAGAAGUAGUCUCUGAAAUGCCGCGCAAAGUCAGAGGUACGCAAUAAGUCUGCCAGCCCAGCCAUAAAGUGUUUGCUUGAACACAAACCAACACACGCAUAGUAAAUCUAAAGCCACAAGACCACUGAAAACAGGAGAGGAUUUCAUUUCCUUCAUAUGUAAAUGGAGAGUAAAGAAGUUUAGCACCCGUGUUUCCUCAAAGCUUAAACUUCUGAACGGUCAGUGUGGCUGUUUGUCCGUCAGCCAAUGACAUGGAGGCAGGUCGAUCUGCCUCUGCACCGGAGGAAAAUUUGGAUUUGUACAGCCAGUCUUUCUCACUUCUUCUCAUCUGUGUCGCUCAGAUCUGGAUUACAACAUCCUGUCUGUCUCAACAGCACAUUUAAAAGCCAUCGGCAAGUGGUGCCAUAAAACAAGACUGAUAUCCAGAGUGCUUUGGUCUAUCCCAGCUGUAUGUGUCUUAAAAGCAAUAGGAAGAAAUCAGGACUCCUGUCUUUGUCUCACAAAAAUGGAGAGUUUGCCCUUGGAGGACGCUUGAGGUGGGAAAAGAUGUAUUAAAGGUUAAACUUGUAAGACACCAAUCUCUGCUGCACAAGAACCUCCAUCUUUUUCCACUGACGAUCAUGCUUUGGGAAAAAAGGAAAGCGAGGACUCCACUCAUCAUCCCACUGUCUGGAAUACAGAGAGCCAGCUGAUAAUAAAUGACAGACAUUUCGGGAGGGAAAAGUAAAGGGUUUUUUUUUUUCCCAGGUUAAUUUAUUUCCUUGUAUUAUAAUUCAAAUAAAUAAGUUGUUCUAUUCGUACAGUACAACUGACAUCAGUGUUGAGUUCCUCAAGAAAAAGGUCACUAGCUAUAUUAUUUAAAUGGCUUUCUUUCUUAAUUCUGGCUAAAGCCUGACUAUAUGCUUUUUAUCCUGUAUUAUGUUGUAUUUUGUGGUGCCCGAGCCUGCUGUCGUGUUGCUUACAGUGCCCUCUUGUGAUGACCAGUGGAAAUGUCAUGAUUAUUAAAUGUGCCGCCAGUCACUGUAUUUUGGCAACAAACCCCUCAGCAAUCCGUCAGACAUCGACCUGCAGGCCACACCGACGCGCAGGACGGGAAGAAUAAUCCGAAUCUAGCUCUGAGAGACGAUCAGAGGUUGAUUUUUCAAUAAAGGGAGCAGACCUUAGGUGUACUUGUAUGUAUGUGGGUGUGUGUGUGUGUGUGUGUUGUCUGUGCUAAAAUUCAAAUGUCUAUAGUUUUCCUCAGGUUCAGUCUUGGUUGGGCAUGUGAGGAUCUUUUGAGAAAAUAAUUCAACAAAAAUUACUUAUAUGGCUUUAUAAAAUACCCAUGAUAAGAGAGAGCUACAGUACCUGCUGUACUAGUGGCAGUGUGUGUGUUGUCAGUGUGUGAAUGUACAUCAGUCUAUCCAUCUGUGCCUACAGUCACUUAUUUUGGUCAUUUACUCCCAGGCAGAGCAGGGACGUGCCUUUGAAACAGCACCUGGGGAACAGAUAAAAGGGAAUGGAUCUUCUUCCUCAUCCUGAAAAAUAAACACAUCUGGUAACACACACACACACACACGCAAUCACUUUAAACGCUUAUUAUUUUUAACCAACGACAUACUCACAGUCGUAGACUCGGCCUCAUAAAUGUUUGUCCGGGGAAACUGCAGCGAGGCUCCAGCCUUUCUCCUGUACAGAUGAAUAUUUUCACCGACCCACAAACGCACCAGGCAGCCUCCCGAUACAUGGCUGAAAGUGUGCUAAGUGCAGGAAGAGUGUUUGUCUGUGUGCCUUUUGCAUUCAGUUACAUGCAGCAUAUCAUUCAGACCAGCUGGCCACUGUAACAGGGGUGUAAAGGAAGAACAUUUUCCCAAAAAUCACAAAGCUACUUACAACACAAGCAGGAGCCACAAAGCUAUUUCCUCAGCCAGCUGUCAAAUGGGACUACAAGAGUGUUGGCUUUAUUUCAGGUCACUAACUUGAGCAUGCACAUUGAAACUGUUGUUCACAGUAGUGGCGUAAGCCUCAAUUCCCUUUCUUCGACCAUCAAAGCCCUUUUGAUGAAAAUACAGUCCCCGUUUUUGACUCUCUACGUAAAUUUGCAUCUUAAGUCGAUGCAAUUAAAACCCUGCAGCAUAUAGCACAGAGCGGCACCCGGUCUGAAUGUAAAGAGAAAAUAAACAAACCUAAAGAAAUGUGAUGUUUACUAUAACUGGCAUUCAGCUCUGCAGUAUUGCAGGGAGAUGAGUGGACGCUUAACAAAAGGAUGUAGAAGUGUUGGUUCUGUUUUAAGAAUCUCGUGUUCGUCACGGAUGGUAACUGCACCAGUGAACAGUCAAUAGCUUGAAGUAUCUGCUCGGUGAGAUAAUUUGGUUGUUUUAACAGUCUCACAGGUUGGCCGGUCGUGAAAAGCAGUCUGGUGGUCAUCCAGUAAUGUGAAAUCCGUAAAAUAUUCCCAAAACAUGAGUCUCAUAGGCAGAAAUGUUCCCGGUCCAUAACGUUUUGACUGUAAAUUGGUUGCCCUGAACACUGGUUUCCUGUCCGGAACUACGUAUGUCGAUGACUAUUAGGUAAUGAUUCGUAUUUUAUUGUACAUUGAAAGUGCUUUAGUUUUUUGGAUUUCAAAAGAAGUAUGGCCAAAUGACAAACUGUGCAGUGCAGAUGUUUUCCUAGCAUCUUUAAAAGUGUGCAUCAAGUUGGAUGUUCGAUACAGUUGUCAACCUUAUACAAAGACAUCAACACACACACACCAGUCCAGUUUCUUUGUUGUGAAUGAGCUAUUUCACAAUGUAGAUAGUUUUUUCAUUUCUUUUCUCGGCUUUGUUUUUGUUGCUUUGAAGAAGGAUAUGAGAAAUGUGAAUGUGCAGAUGUUCAAAUGUUCCAUUUUGUAAUAUCUUAUUUUUGAGAUUCUUUGCACAAUGUUUUAUAUAGAGAAUUGUGUUUACAGGUUUUGGACACAAGAAGUGUGAAUUGAUCCAUUCCUGGGCAAUCUUGUCUAGAUGUUGCUCCGUAGUUUUCCAGCCAGUGCAGUUCCUGACAAACAGAGGAAGGUGCUUGACUUUAUUCACUUCAACAACAAAAAAAGAACCUUCUUUUUCUUUAGGCAUCGCCGAUCAGACAGGAGCAGGCUGGAUGUUGCACAACACAAUUUCAGGAGGACCAUAUGUUUUGAAAAAAAUUAAAAGUACUGUUUACA
Molecule: messenger RNA, 9992 nt
Organism: Xiphias gladius (swordfish)
Lineage: Eukaryota; Metazoa; Chordata; Actinopteri; Istiophoriformes; Xiphiidae
Gene: sipa1l1
Product: signal-induced proliferation-associated 1 like 1
Exons: 26
Coding region: 731-6256 (1841 amino acids)
Biological process (GO): activation of GTPase activity; regulation of small GTPase mediated signal transduction
Cellular component (GO): cytoplasm
Molecular function (GO): protein binding; GTPase activator activity
Source: RefSeq, a predicted model, not a curated record